Messenger RNA from Bombina bombina (fire-bellied toad), 1327 nucleotides. RefSeq names its product NACHT domain- and WD repeat-containing protein 1-like. Bases 92 to 1327 code for a protein of 411 amino acids. The record is from RefSeq and is a predicted model, not a curated record. Lineage: Eukaryota; Metazoa; Chordata; Amphibia; Anura; Bombinatoridae. The transcript is spliced from 5 exons. Gene Ontology annotation, molecular function: protein binding.
UCCCCCAAAAAAUGUUAUUCUAUAUCCCAACAUCUCAAAGCUGUAUUCUGGGAUUUUAGGAAGGUUGGAGAAGGUCCAUGGGGAACAAGUCAUGAAAAAAACGGCAUCUUAUAUCUCUUUAUCAAGAAAUGGCAUUGCUUUAGAGGAAUUAUUAGAUCUCUUGUCUUUAGAUGAUGGAGUCAUGAAUGAGAUAAAGCAAUAUCAUGAUGUAAACGUGUCAGUAUUUCCAGAAGCCCUCUGGCUAAAGCUAAGGAAUGACCUUGGAAAUCAUUUGGUAGAACAAAGGACAGACAAUGUGUAUGUUAUUAACUGGGCUCACACUUCUUUUAGGAAUGCGUGUAUGACGCGGUACGUGAAAACAAAGGAUUCUCAGCUUUCUGUUCAUGCAGUUUUUGCUAAUUACUACCUAGAAAGUAAAUGCCGCCAUAAUCAUAGUUUUAAUGACAAAAACAGUCUUAUGAUGCCAUUAUCCUGGGUUGGAAAGCAGGGCAGUUAUUCCAGCAAUGUGUUCAAUCUACGCAAAAUUCUGGGAAUAUCUUACCAUCUUAUUGAGUCCAACCAGUUAAUGCGGCUGAUCACAGAAUGCAUAUUCAACUAUGAGUACCUCUUGCAUAAAGCUUGGGCCACCUCACUUGUCAAUAUACAAGAAGACCUCCAGGCAGCAAGAAAUUCUGAAAGGCCAAUACUAGAUCUGGAUCUGUUGUCUGAUGUUCUUCAACUCUCCAGCAAAGUUUUACUCAGAGAUCCCUGUCAAUUGGCAUCACAACUUAAGGGACGCCUGCACCAGAUAGAAAGCUUAGACAAACCUGUAGCACCAGGUGACCCAAAGAAAUAUCCAUUUCUACCUGCUUUACUGUCUCAGUGUCAACAAUCUUCAAUUCCUGUUUUUGUGCCAUCGUUCACCUGUUUGCUACCACCAGGGGGACUUCUGUUUGAGAGUUUAGCAGGUCACACAGACAGCAUAACAGCAGUAGCAGAAGCACGCAAGGACCUGCAAGUAAUCACAGCGUCAAAAGAUGGCACGUUGAAAUUAUGGGACUUGGUGACUGGAGCUGUUACAUUUACCCUUCAUGGAGUGGGGAUUAACGUUGACUCGAUAACUGCAUGCUUGGAAAAUAGGAUAGUGGCGGUUACCCAGAAGAACUCUUUCCAAGUAUGGGAUCUGUCCCUCAGCAAAAUGAUUUAUGCUGCCAGUGGCUUUUUGGAUGUUCCUAUUAUGGCAUCUGCUAUGGACGGUCAACUCCUUUUGGCGUUUUUUGAUGGAAGCCAUCUGGUCAAGAACUGCAAAUACUUGAGAGUUGUUUAUCUCACUAGGCAGGGCUCUUGA